Gasterosteus aculeatus aculeatus (three-spined stickleback) is the source of this 2078-nucleotide messenger RNA. RefSeq names its product neutrophil cytosolic factor 2 (gene ncf2). Lineage: Eukaryota; Metazoa; Chordata; Actinopteri; Perciformes; Gasterosteidae. Gene Ontology annotation, molecular function: superoxide-generating NADPH oxidase activator activity; protein binding. Gene Ontology annotation, biological process: superoxide anion generation. The record is from RefSeq and is a predicted model, not a curated record.
AAGAACUUCCCUUAUUGGGUUCACAGCUCAGUGCACUUCAGACCAGCAACAUGUCCUUUGUGGACACUUUGCGCCAGUGGGACAAUGCUGUAACUUGCGUUGACAGACAGGAUUUGACCGAGGCUCUCGCCAUUUUUCUGGCCAUCCAGGAGCCAAACUCCAAAAUCUAUUUUGACAUUGGCUGUCUCCAUCUUCUUAACAAUGACCUGGAUGCUGCUGAAAAGGCGUUUGAUUGCAGCAUAGGCAAGGAUGAACAUCUGGCUGUUGCCUUCUUUCAGAGAGGAAUGACGUUUUACAGAAAGCAGAGGUAUGAGGAGAGUUUAGCUGAUUUCCAGCAUGCCUUCAGAACUCUAAGAGGCAACCAACUGAUCGAUUACAAAGCACUGGGUCUCAGAUACAAACUAUUUGCAUGUGAGGUUCUCCUCAAUGUGGCUCUGUGUGAGGCUCAUCUGGGUAAAUGGGAAAAAGCCCACGAAAACCUUGUGAAGGCUCUUGACUACAAGAUUGAUACCAAGCUCAAUAUUAUCGACAGAGCUCUGGAUUCUGCACUGAAACAGAAACUUUUCAAACCAGUCGAGUUCCCAUCAAAGGUGCUAUUCAAACCGAAUAGGCACUAUGUCGCUGAGCUGGAGAAGAAGGACUACCUUGGCAAAGCAAAGGUUGUUGCCUCGGUUGUUCCUCAGGAUGCCUUCUCUGGAUUUGCUCCCUUACAACCACAGGUUGAAGAAAGUCCAACUUACCCGAAAGAACGCGAGGUUCUGAGGGCUUUGGAAGGACAACCCCACACCGUCCUGUACGAGUUUGUUCCUGAGACCAGCGACGAGCUGGCUGUGGUGCCGGGAAAUAUUGUGUUUGUACUGCAGAAAGGUGCUGACAACUGGGCGUCCGUGGUCUUCAACGAAAGAAGGGGACUUGUUCCUUACAACUACCUUGAACGUUUGGAGAUCUCCUUGGCUUCCAAACAGAAUGAGGGGCAGGGAAGAUCUCAGCCUCCAAGUAAAGAACCACCCACCAGACCUGAGAGGAAACCAGGUCUCACUCCCAGUGGUAAAGCCAGUGGAGACACCCAACAAAAGGAUGAACAGUCUACCAACAACUUGUGCAUUGUCAAAGUCUGCUUCACAUUCAACUUUGCUGUAUCAGUACCACCUGGAUGUACCUACGCAAUACUGGUUGAGAAAAUCUGUAAAAAGCUCAAUCUGCCGUCUACUUCAAUCACUUUGAGUUUAACCUCUGAGGCGACGGAAGAGAGUAUAAUCACUCCCAGCACAGAAAUGGAAGGUGUGUGGCGUCGUGCCACUGGUCUGCGCAUCACCUUGUGGUGCAACACCAAAGAGCAAACUGAUGGAAAUCCAAAAAGUGAGACACAUUACUUUGUGGCACUUCAUUCCUACGAGUCAUCAAGCCCAGAGGAUCUCAACUUUCAUCAAGGCGAGACAGUCACAUUCCUCUCUAGAGUUAACCAGGAAUGGCUGGAAGGGGAAUGUAAUGGUAAAACUGGUAUAUUUCCUGCAUCCUUUGUGGAAGAACUUCCUGUCGAUGGCAGGACAAUGAAAUAAAUCCAUAUAAACACAAACUAGAGCCAGUUUAGUGGCCAAAGCUAAAGGGGGGUCAGGAUACCCCCAACAAAACCAUUUAAGAAUAAUUUUCAUCAUGAAUACAUUUGGACAUAUGUAGCAUGUUGUCAUUAUAGGUUAAAAUUCAGGAUUCAGUAACGCAAUACAGACAAAAAAGCUGGUAAUGGUUUUACGAAAACGUAUUUAUCUUUUUACACUUCCAGUAAUUAAAAACAAUAUCCAUCAUGCCUGCAGAUAUGAUUAAAUAAUCCGUUACAUCGUCGUGGCUGUCAGGUAAAUGUCAUGGAGACGUGCCUUCCUCUUCAUAGGCAAUAGCUAUUCCUCUCCUGCCCUCUACUGCCUUCACCACAGGCGUCUCUCCCAACUUCUUCUCUAAGCCGCGCCAGCUUCGUUCCGACAGAAAAGAUGCUGAGAAAAGAGAAAACCGAAUGUGUUGGGUUUCAUUUGAAAAUGAUUGUAUGUGUGAAGCAUUCCACAAUAAACAUAGAUUUAUGGAAUUAA